GGUUGUCGGUUAAAUUCCAUAACACCUAUUUAUUUCUAAACAUAAAAUGUCUCAAUCACAAUUCUCUGAUUCUAAAUACGUAUGUAACUUUUGCUUGCGGCACGCUCACGUGAAUUUGUACGUGUUUAGCAUCAAAAAAACUAUUUUAUAUGACGAAUUCAAGAAGAAGAAUAUUUGCGACGAUUGCUUCAAAGCACAAUUGACGUCUUUAUGGGAACGUCCGGAUCCAAAGUACUUGGAACUCCGCGAAGUCGUAAUCCGACGUAUUCCACAGUUCUCUACAAAUUACAUCAACAGCACCGGCUCAUUGCGUAUUAUGGGAAAAUUGAUUAAACUGAGCGAGCACAUAGAUGCUUCACAUGAUGGCGGUUCAGCACCGAAGAGGAUCAAGUUAGAUAGCACAAAUGAAAGCGGAAACACUACAACUCUUGAGUCGUGUCGCGGAACUCUGGUUGGAGGAGGACCACCAGCUAAAACAAAACAAGUAUUUUCACAACCAAGUGAAAGCGAUUCUCAAAGCCAAUCUCAGAGCCCAUCCAGCUCUCGACUGAAUACAAGCCGUGGAAAUCGAUCACACAACCAGACACCAGUUGCUCCAAAUCCAUUCGAUUUUCCAGAUGCAGAAAGUGAUUCCAGUGACUAUGACGAGGAUCUGCCUGCAAGACCUUUACCGGCCUCAAAUCAGAACCGGCGGCGCAAACCCGCACCUAUUUCAGCUGGAAUUGCACCUCGUCAAGUUCCCCGUCAGCGAACUCCACAACUUGAUGGUCUACGAACCAUUAGUGGUUAACCAAAUAGUUCAUGUUAUUUUUUGCCAUUCUCUAAUCGAAAAAAGUCAAUGUUAUGGGAAAAAACAGAGAAUCAUCUACCAAAGUUACUGAGUAAACUUUCUUAAGAUUCAUAAAUACUCUUUUUUUUUAUCAAUAUUCCAAUUUUAUUUUACUUUUCUUGCAAAGUCAGUGUUUUUCUUUCUUAAAUGAAAACGUUUCCCUCGUUGAGCCAGACAGUAUUUGAAAUAAAAUAAAAUGAGUUUUUAAGCUAAUAUGCAGAUGUAAACAUUUUUAAUCAUUUGUUUAAAUUAAAAUAGAAAUUAUAUAUAAUAAAAAAAAA
This is a messenger RNA of Culicoides brevitarsis, 1110 nucleotides long. RefSeq lists its product as uncharacterized. Lineage: Eukaryota; Metazoa; Arthropoda; Insecta; Diptera; Ceratopogonidae. The transcript is spliced from 2 exons. The coding region runs from base 47 to 790 and encodes 247 amino acids. The record is from RefSeq and is a predicted model, not a curated record.